This is a messenger RNA of Globicephala melas (long-finned pilot whale), 4072 nucleotides long. It is a transcript of the gene TCEA3, whose product is annotated as transcription elongation factor A3. Gene Ontology annotation, cellular component: nucleus. The record is from RefSeq and is a predicted model, not a curated record. Lineage: Eukaryota; Metazoa; Chordata; Mammalia; Artiodactyla; Delphinidae. Gene Ontology annotation, biological process: transcription elongation by RNA polymerase II; DNA-templated transcription. Gene Ontology annotation, molecular function: nucleic acid binding; zinc ion binding.
CCAGAGAGCCCUCCUUCCCAAAUCUCCCUUCAGCUCCCGGCGCCCCAGGACCGGCCCGAGGUGGAGGGCCCGCUCUCGCAGCCUCGUCCCUCUCUCGGGUAGCCCGACUGGCGGGCGCGGGCAAUCUUUGCCCCGGCGAGUCCUUGAAGUCUAUAUUUAGCGCAUGCCACCCCUCCCCCACUGCCGGGAGGCAGGCGGCCGAGGGGGUGUGGGGGGAGAGCCCCGCCCCCGCCGGGCGUGUGUGUCGGGUGCGUCUGGGGCCCGCGCGGCUUGCGCGCCCUCAGCCUUUGCGCCUCCUGCACCCGAAAUCCGGCUGCCGCCCCUGCGCCCCUCGUCCCGCCGGGCGUCGCGGGCCAACAUGGGCCAGGAAGAGGAGCUGCUGAGGAUCGCCAAGAAGCUGGAGAAGAUGGUGGCCAGGAAGAACACGGAAGGGGCCCUCGACCUUCUGAAGAAGCUGAACAGCUGGCAGAUGUCCAUCCAGCUACUCCAGACCACCAGGAUUGGAGUUGCCGUGAAUGGGGUCCGCAAGCACUGCUCUGACAAGGAGGUGGUGUCCUUGGCCAAAGUCCUCAUCAGAAACUGGAAGCAGCUGCUGGCACCCCCUAAAGGAGAAAAAGGAGAGGAAAGAGUAAAAGCAAAGAAGAAGGAAAAAGGGCUUGACUGUUCAGAUUGGAAGCCAGAGACAAGCCUUUCUCCACCAAGGAAAAAACGAGUGGAAGAGCCCAAAGACAGGAGAGACUCUGUGGACUCCAAGUCUUCGGCCACCUCCUCUCCAAAAAGACCAUCGAUGGAAAGAUCAAACAGUGGCAAAUCGAAAGCAGAGACUCCCAGAACACCCAGCAGCCCCUCGAGCCCCACCUUUGCCCCCUCCGUCUGCGUCCUGGCGCCCUGCUAUCUCACGGGGGACUCUGUCCGGGACAAGUGUGUGGAGAUGCUCUCUGCAGCCCUGAAGGCGGACGACGAUUACAAGGACUAUGGGGUCAACUGUGACAAGAUGGCAUCAGAAAUCGAAGACCAUAUCUACCAGGAGCUCAAGAGCACAGAUAUGAAGUACCGGAACCGCGUGCGCAGCCGCAUCAGCAACCUCAAGGACCCCAGGAACCCCGGCCUGAGGCGGAACGUGCUCAGCGGGGCCAUCUCCUCUGGGCUCAUUGCCAAGAUGACGGCAGAGGAAAUGGCCAGUGAUGAGCUGAGGGAGUUGAGGAACGCCAUGACCCAAGAGGCCAUCCGUGAGCACCAGAUGGCCAAGACAGGCGGCACCACCACUGACCUCUUCCAGUGCAGCAAAUGCAAGAAGAAAAACUGCACCUAUAACCAGGUGCAGACACGCAGUGCUGAUGAGCCCAUGACUACCUUUGUCUUAUGCAAUGAAUGUGGCAAUCGCUGGAAGUUCUGCUGACAGAACCACCAGCCAGGAUUUCAGUGAACAAGGUGAGGAAGAACAAAGAGAAAGCACUAAGCCAUCGUAACUGGAGAAAAAUAAAAAUUAAAACGAAGAAAAGUACUUAACUCUGAAUGGGGCAUUAGGGAUCAGAGGGAGAAUUCUUUUACAAAUUAAUAAUCAGUUAUUAAUAGUGAUUGACUAAUAGGGGGAGGCUAAUUGGGGUACAAUGCUUAGUCCGUGUUGACAGACCUCUUGUAGAAACUCAGAGCCUCAGAGCUGAGGUGCCGUAUCUUUGACAGUGACUGGUAGACCUUUGCUUUGAGUCCCUUCCUUCACAUCUGAACCUCUUGGCCUUUUCUGAGUUGAAAACUACCAGACCGACUCAAAUCUUACCCACCCCACCAUGAAUCACACGUGCAGAACAGUUGGCACAUGGUUUGGCAGAUAUGACUUCCACAUCGUGUAGAAAGAUUUCUUCCCCACUCCUCAUCUCUUCCCAGACUCUCUGCUAUUCCCUGUUCCUAGCUUGUUUGGGGGCCUUUGAGGACUCCAGACCUGGUCCCUCUAGGCAGGGGACACAUCAUCUUGAGCUGAGGGUUUCUGAGUGAAGUGUACAGUGGUGCCCAAGUUUGGUGGCCCCUGGGAGGUCCUGAGCCUUGGAACCCAUCCAGGCCCAGGCAAUGCGUUCCUCACAGCUCUAUUGUGGCCCGAGCUACAGAGGAAGUCUGCAGUGCACAAGGGCCCUUGUUGUGUUUCUCCCGUGAUGAAAUUGGCUUGCUUUUUAAGCUGAUAGGAAUUUUAGGCAAAUCUGGAACCUUCUGGAAAAGACUUGGGGGCAGGUCUGGUGGAUCUGUCCUGGGUCUCAGUCACUGACUGUCCGUGGCCUUCCAGCAGCCCCAGGCUGAGGCUCCUGGACCGUGUUUUCUAAAAUAACUAACGCAUAAGAGCUUGUGAACUCCUGGGAGCUUGGGCAAGUCACUUAACCUCUCUGAGCCAUUUCCUUACCCAUCAAAAAUGGGAGUGGUACUAGUGCCUGCUUCAUAGAGUUUCCACGUGCCUUGGUUCACACUUAGGGUAGCUGUUGGGGUAACUUCAGCCCAAGUUUCUUACGUGCCCUGGCAGAAUUGGUUAUCACCUUCCUCCUUCUACCCAAGUGCCUCCUCCUGUAGAUGAAGCCUGUAAAUAAACUGUGUACAGAAACCUGCCACCAUCUCCAGGUUUUCAGCGGUCAGAUUUGGGGUGGGUCCUUUGGAAGGACUGAAAAUCCUCUCACAGAAGAUACAAUACACACAGCUCAUAAAUGGCAGAUCCAGGACGGAAACCCAGGUCUCCUGCUUCCUGUCAUUGUGCUUUAUGCUCUGAAAAAUCCAGGGCCAUACACAGUGCUCGGCCUCUACCUUCCAGGAGCUCCCAGCCUGGCAGGGGAAGAAGCCACAGGUAGAGACUUCCACACCAGAUGGGCUGUGAUAAAGCCUGAGGUAUGAAUAUUACCCACAGAAGUGUAGAAGGGUGUUGCUUAGAUACCCAGGUGCUUUUUAAACUGUAAUAUAGGUGGGAAUCCCCUGGGGAUCAUGUUAAAACGCAGAUUCUGAUUCAGUGGGUCUGGGGUGGGGCCUGAGAUUUUCUUCUUUUCUAACGAGCGCCCAGGUGAUGCCAAUGCAGCUGGUCCACAGACCACACUUGAGGAGUACUGGCUGAGACAUCCAGAUUUUUCUCUGCAUUAUCUAAUCCUCCAUCCAAACGUCUAGAAAUCAAAAGCAGAACAAAAUAGCAACCACUAUUAAUAUAAUAAUAUCAAUAAAUGUUACUUUUGGGCUUUUUAAAUAUGCCACCCUGGGGCGAUCUUCAGUAGUCACAGUCUAAAUGUCCAUUGUGCUCCCGGUGUCACAAGGAUUUACAGCAUAGGAAAAAAUACAAAACUCAAUAACCUUACUGUUUACAAAGGAGAUGAGUCAGAUUAAACAGCAGAAGAACAAGUCGGCUCCAGUUCGCACAUCUAUACAGUACACAUCUACAUUCGCAAAAGGACACAGAAAAGCAUGAAUAGGCCUCAGACUGUGUUCAUCAGCAGGCGUCAAUACCCUCCCCACUGGUCUUCCUGUGUCCACCCAGGACCCCCUCCAGUUCAUGCUCUCCACUGCGCUGACCAGAAUAGGCUUUUCAAAAUUGCAAGUCUGAUCAUGUUACAGCCCCUGCCCCACCACUCCACCACCCCCAUUUGCAACCUUCCAUUUUUUCCCGCUACUCUUGGCAGGGCCUAUAAGGCCCUGCAGGGCAGGCCUCUGCCUCUCCCCGACACUUUGUGCUCCAGCCACACUGGCCGUGCUGUGUUCCUCCUCGUCACACAGGCUUUGCACAUGCUGUUGGCCAGAAUACAUGGUUUAACCCCAUCGCCUCCCUAAUAUCAAAGAUGAAGAGGAAAAAAAAACAAUGAAGAGGGUGCAAGCUUCAAGGGAGUUAGUGUUAACUCUACCUCCCUGAAAGGCUUCCUAGAGGGAGGGAGAUUGCUGCUACCUUACAGGAGGAAAAAGACGACAUUAGGUGAAACAGAGAAGCAACGUGGCUGGGAUGGAGGAAGGAAGGUCUCACCAGGAAUGUUAGGGCCAAAUGACCUUGAAAACCAGAGUCAAGAUCCUAUGACCAUGUAUAUGUAUAACUGAUUCACUUUGUUAUAAAGCAGAAACUAAC